This is a messenger RNA of Cynocephalus volans (Philippine flying lemur), 1092 nucleotides long. Its product is annotated as twinfilin-1-like. Gene Ontology annotation, molecular function: actin monomer binding; actin filament binding. Bases 313 to 1092 code for a protein of 259 amino acids. Gene Ontology annotation, biological process: regulation of lamellipodium assembly; actin filament depolymerization; positive regulation of neuron projection development. The transcript has a single exon. NCBI's taxonomy places the organism in Eukaryota, Metazoa, Chordata, Mammalia, Dermoptera, Cynocephalidae. The record is from RefSeq and is a predicted model, not a curated record. Gene Ontology annotation, cellular component: actin filament; myofibril; cytoplasm.
GGAGCCGUGGCCGCCGCCAUGUCCCACCAGACCGGCAUCCAAGCAAGUGAAGAUGUUAAAGAUAUAUUUGCCAGAGCCAGAAAUGGAAAAUACAGACUUCUAAAAAUAUCUAUUGAAAAUGAGCAACUUGUGAUUGGAUCUUGUAGGCAGGCUUCAGAUUCCUGGGAUAAGGAUUAUGAUUCCUUUGUUUUACCCCUGUUGGAGGACAAACAGCCAUGCUAUAUAUUAUUCAGGUGAGAUUCUCAGAAUGCUCAAGGAUAUGAAUGGAUAUUCAUUGCCUGGUCUCCAGAUCAUUCUCAUGUUCGUCAAAAAAUGUUGUAUGCAGCAACAAGAGGAACUCUGAAAAAGGAGUUUGGAGGUGGCCACAUUAAAGAUGAAGUAUUUGGAACCGUAAAGGAAGAUGUAUCAUUACAUGGAUAUAAAAAAUAUUUGCUGUCACAAUCUUCCCCUGCCCCAUUGACUGCAGCUGAGGAAGAAUUACGACAGAUUAAAAUUAGUGAGGUACAAACUGACGUGGGUGUGGACAGUAAACAUCAAACACUACAAGGAGUAGCAUUUCCUAUUUCUCGAGAAGCUUUUCAGGCUUUGGAAAAAUUAAAUAACAGACAGCUCAACUAUGUACAGUUGGAAAUAGAUAUAAAAAAUGAAAUUAUAAUUUUGGCCAACACGACAAAUACAGAACUAAAAGAUUUGCCAAAGAGGAUUCCCAAGGAUUCAGCACGUUACCAUUUCUUUCUGUAUAAACACUCCCAUGAAGGAGACUAUUUAGAGUCUAUAGUUUUUAUUUAUUCAAUGCCUGGAUAUACUUGCAGUAGAAGAGAACGGAUGCUGUAUUCUAGCUGCAAGAGCCCUCUGCUAGAAAUCGUAGAAAGACAACUACAAAUGGAUGUAAUAAGAAAGAUUGAGAUAGACAAUGGGGAUGAACUGACUGCAGACUUCCUUUAUGAAGAAGUACAUCCCAAGCAGCAUGCACAUAAGCAAAGUUUUGCAAAACCAAAAGGUCCUGCAGGAAAAAGAGGAAUUCGAAGACUAAUGAGAGGUCCACUACUGAUUAAAAUCAUUAUAUUAAAUGUUGCAAUACUCGUUUUUUAA